Malania oleifera is the source of this 1016-nucleotide messenger RNA. RefSeq lists its product as uncharacterized. Gene Ontology annotation, cellular component: nucleus; cytosol. Gene Ontology annotation, molecular function: metal ion binding. The transcript has 3 exons. Gene Ontology annotation, biological process: protein histidyl modification to diphthamide; tRNA wobble uridine modification. The coding region runs from base 331 to 879 and encodes 182 amino acids. NCBI's taxonomy places the organism in Eukaryota, Viridiplantae, Streptophyta, Magnoliopsida, Santalales, Ximeniaceae. The record is from RefSeq and is a predicted model, not a curated record.
GAAAAAGAAGCUGUUGGUCUUAGAAAAGAGGGCGAACCGCAAACGCCCUUCAUAGCUGUAACUGAAGAGAGAGAACCUCCGGCGCCUCCAUCUCCUUCACGCGAGCAGACAAGCGACGACUGGGGGACUUCUACUGUUCCUCAAUCUCCGGAAUUCGCCAAGAAUCUGAAAGCCCACGUUUUGUGGCUGUUACUUGAAAGUUGAAGGCAAAACCCCUAAUUUGAGAGAUAAAUUUACGGAGAUAAGGAAAGUGGGAGAAUACCAGCACACUUGGAGAGGAUCAAGAGGAUUCGAUGCAGCGAGAUCCAUUGGAGACGAGCAUCCUCCAGCAUGGUUUUGGGAGAAAACACCCUCCAGAAAACCCACUAUGAUAUUCUUUCAGUGAAAGAAGAUGCAAGCUACGAAGAAAUCCGUUCAAGCUACAGAUCUGCCAUCCUAAACUUCCAUCCAGAUAAAUUGCAAAAGACAUCCGAGAUGCCAAACCACAAUGGUGAGGUAGGAGAUAGAUUCUUGCAGGUACAGAAGGCUUGGGAAGUCCUGAGCAAUUCAAAGACACGUGCAGCUUAUGACAGCGAGCUGCAGGCUGUGCAAUGGGAUGCAGAAGCCGCAGAAGACAUGAGCUUGGAGGAUAUGACGGUUGAAGAUGACGGAGAAGUUUUGGAGCUGUUUCGGCAGUGCCGGUGCGGUGAUUAUUUCUCAGUUGAUUCUUUGGAGUUGGGGAAGAUUGGAUGUGUGGUGUUGAGGGGUGGGAGUGGGAUUUCAUUAGAGACAGUAGAUGGUUUGCCAGCGUCAGUUCUUCUUCUUUGCGGGUCUUGUUCUUUGAAAGUACGUCUCUUGAUAAAUGCUGGCGUUAGCAUGUCAACCGAAGUUGAUCUGUAAUUUAUGCUGAAACUUGCAAUUUUGGUUGUGAUAACCUUAUAAUUGCAAAAUAGUGUUUUGCCUCUUCUCUGCCCUAAGCCGAAAUUAGUUUCUUCGUGGGGCAUUGUUUAUGAAGUCUAAGAGAUGUUAAAAGAGUA